AUGGGGCUUUCAUUCACCAAGCUUUUCAGUCGGCUCUUUGCUAAGAAAGAGAUGCGAAUUCUUAUGGUGGGUCUUGAUGCUGCGGGUAAGACCACCAUUUUGUACAAGCUCAAGCUGGGAGAGAUUGUCACAACCAUUCCUACAAUUGGAUUUAAUGUGGAGACUGUGGAAUAUAAGAACAUCAGUUUCACUGUCUGGGAUGUCGGUGGUCAGGACAAGAUUCGACCUUUAUGGAGACAUUACUUCCAAAACACUCAAGGGCUGAUAUUUGUUGUUGAUAGCAAUGACCGUGACCGUGUAGUUGAGGCUCGGGAUGAACUGCAUAGGAUGUUGAAUGAGGAUGAAUUGAGGGAUGCUGUGUUGCUUGUAUUUGCAAACAAGCAAGAUCUUCCAAAUGCUAUGAAUGCUGCUGAGAUUACUGAUAAGCUCGGCCUUCACUCUCUUCGUCAACGCCAUUGGUACAUCCAGAGCACAUGUGCCACUUCAGGUGAAGGGCUUUAUGAAGGACUGGACUGGCUCUCGAACAAUAUUGCUAACAAGGCUUAGGGGAUGGAUAAGUUUCCUGCCGAUUCUCGGGCUGCUCCCUGCUUCAAAAUUGGUUAUUUGGGUUUCUCUGGAUUUCUUAUCCUGUAAUUGUUUAGAGAAUGUCUUAGAUAUUGUUUACUGUAAUAGAAAUGGUAAAUGGUUCCUGUAGAUUUUGAAUAAUUCAUGAUUCACAGUUCGUAUGUGUUGCCAUGAUAUGCCUCUGAUGAAAAGGGCGGUUAUGUUUCUUCAAA
Molecule: messenger RNA, 776 nt
Organism: Hevea brasiliensis (rubber tree)
Lineage: Eukaryota; Viridiplantae; Streptophyta; Magnoliopsida; Malpighiales; Euphorbiaceae
Product: ADP-ribosylation factor
Exons: 6
Coding region: 1-546 (181 amino acids)
Biological process (GO): intracellular protein transport; vesicle-mediated transport
Cellular component (GO): cytoplasm
Molecular function (GO): GTPase activity; GTP binding
Source: RefSeq, a predicted model, not a curated record